AUGAAUGAGGGCGAAUAAGACAAUUAGUAUUCUAAAAUAAGAGACGAGUUAUUUCUAUUACAAAGUAGGACAUAAAAGGAAACAUAAAAAAAGAAUUUAGAAAUCAAAUAAAAUUUAUAAAAGACACGUAAUUAUACAGAUGUUAUUUCUAUUAUGCAAGUAAACAAUGAAUAUCGCACAUUGAUAUAAAGGCAAAAGUUAUAAAAUUAUUUUCGCUAUACUACUUUCUUUCAAAAACUAUUAAAGAAAAAUUCACUUGAAAAGAUUUAAGGCUUAAUUGAGAAAUGUGCAGAUCGUGUAUAAUAUAGAUUUAUCAAUUAAGGUGAUAUUGUUUAUAAAUAUAUGGAGAAAGCUGACUCUGUUUAUUUUAUUAUUAGAGGUGAAGUAAGUGUUUUGAUCCCUAAAAAAUAUGAAUAAAUAGAAGAUGAGAAAUAGAAUAAGUUGUAACUUUAAAAAAACACUGUUUCUACUAACUAAAAUUAAAAGUAGUAAUAGUAUUAAUCGAGUUUCAGAAACAAUGAAUCAUAAAGCUAAAUAAGUGGCCUAAAUAUUAAUAUGAACUAAGCUUAUAAUGAUGAUUUUCGUAUUGCUUCUUUAGCAGAUAUUCCUCUGGAUAGCUCUUUUUAAAAAGAUCAUAAAAAAUAUUCUCAAAAUUAAAAUUCUAUUUAUCAUUUAUCGCCUAAACGCUCAGCCAAAUUAAAAAGAGGAGCACUUAUUUCAAGCUAAUAAUUCUUUUUUCAAGAAGGUAUGGAUGCUAGUCCUGUAAAAUCAAUUGAUAAUAUAAGAAGGUUAAAUAGCAUGUCUUUGAUUUAGGAAAUGGAAGUUAAUAAAACUAGAUCAUUUAAUAUGUCUCCUAAAAAAUAAAAUUCAAAUUGUAGUCAUAGCAUUGAUAGAAAUUAAUUUUCUUCAGCUGCUGCUAGAGCUUUAUUUAGUCCUGAAAAAUUAGAUGGUUCUUUAAACUAAAAAAAAGAUGAAAAUUUUGAUAUAGAUAUUCAAGGAUCAGAGAUAUUGUCUUCAGAAAAGCAACCUUUAUUAGAUAAUAAUAAUAAUGGUAUUCAAUAAUUUUAAUCAGAUACAGAAAAGAACUAAUAAAUCUUGCAAAUAAAAUUAUUUAAAUCAGACAGCAAUUAUAAAAACUUAGGUGGAAAUUAAUCUUAUUUUAACAAUUAAGAUUUUGGAUACGAUGGAGCUGAAAGAAUGAUUACAAGCUUUUCUCAAAUACCUCAUGAAAACAACGAUGUUAUAAGUGAAAAAAGUGAAAUAGAUUCAAUUAUUGGAGAAAAUAGGAACAAUUAAGAUUUAAGUGAUUUUAGAUUAGAACAAACAAAAAAGCUUUCAAACUUAGAGAAAGUUUUUAUGUCAGAGCCAGAAUUCUAGCUUUGCUUUGGAUCAUUAUAUCCUCAUGAAAUUAACAACUGUGCUCUUUAUUUUUUUGAUGGGAACACCUUUAAAUAUAACUUUGGAUAAAGGCUUAAAGAAAAUUAAAAUACAGAUACUAUUGAUUUAAUUUAAAAAUAGCCUAGAAGUACAACAUGUGUAGCUUUAACUCCUCUUCAGUUAGCUUAAUUAGACAAAAAUGAUUACAACGACAUUCUCAAAGACAUCGAAGAAAUAAAUUUAUGGAGAAAAAUUGAUCAAAUAUGUAAAUCGUUUGAUACAGAAAAGGUUCCAAAUCUUAGAAAAAUGAUUGCAGAUAUUUUUCCUUUUUUACAAAAAGUUGUUUUCUAAAAAGGAUAAUUGAUAUUCUAACAAGGAGAAUUCACUAGAGGUUGCUUUAUAAUAAAAAAGGGAGAAAUAGAGCUGACUAAAUGGUCUAUUAUAGAUCCUCCAGAAGAAUUCCAAAAAGAAAAUUAAUUUAGAAAUUGGUAGUCAUUUUGUUAUCCCUAAGAAAUUACAUUGUCACUAAUUACACCAGGAUAAUUUUUUGGUGAAGAAGAUAUGCUAAGAAAUAGAAGAUUUAGAUCUCUGAAUGCUAAAUGCAAGAGUUCUGAAUGCACUUUGUAUUUUAUAAGCAAAAUCCACUUUUUGAGGAUAUUGUAUGAAAGUAAUAUCUUAGUUGAUAUAUUUGUCAAUAGGUCAAAGCUGAAAGAUAAAUGGCAUAAAGAAAAAUAUGAGAAAAUUAUUCAAAUUUUAAAAGAUGACUACUCUAAGAGGCUAGGAAGAAACCUGUUUGAAGAAAAAAAGAAGGAAAUCUUAGGGAAAAAAAAGAGAGAAGAGAUAGAAAAAGAAAAAAAAGACUACAAUCAAAUGACUGGUAUGUUUAGAGAUACUUAUGAAAAAAUGACAUGGAAAAUGUCAGUAGCUGAUGAAUUGAAUUUUCCAUUUAAGUAACUUGAAAAUUAAGAAGCCUCAGAGAAAGAAAAAACUGUUUAAGAUAACAAAAAUAAUGAUAAUUAAAAUUAAAUAAGAUCAUAUAAAUAAUCAAGAUCUAAUUCUACUGACUCUGUGUUAAUAUCAGACAGUAAUAGCUAAAAGAAAAAGAUCAAAUAAUAUGGAAGAUUGAUCAUUUAAAAGGGAUCUAAACAGACAUUCUUAGAAGAGAAGAUGGCGAUCUUAGCAAAUUUACAAGAAAGAUAAAUGAGAUAACUUGCUAAAAAAAAAUAAAUUUUGCCUCAAAAAACAAUUGAGGAAGCUCUAAGUAAAACUAAUUUAGUUUAAAAAAGUUUAUAGAAUUCUCAUAAUUUAAAUACAAGUUCUACAAUUUAAAAUACUAAAAACAACUCAGAAAAGUAAAGCUCCUAAGAUCAAAAAUAAUUAAAAUAAACUACAUUUAUCAAUCACUUUUCUAAGUAAUACAUUUAAUGGAAAAAAAAAUCAAAUUCUGUUGAAAAAAUUUAAAAGUAAAACCAAAAUUUAUUGGAAAAAGAUUAAAAUGAAAAUCAAUAAAUAUUGAUAGAAAAUAAAGAUAAUUAAAAUGAAAUUCAUGAGAAUGCUUAAUAAUUAAAUCCAAAUUCUAACAAAGAUAAAAAAAUAUUAUCACCUGAUAAAAUAUAAAAACAAGAUUUUAAUUCGCUUCAAGCCUAAGCUUUUUUGAAUUAGUUCUAGUAGUAAAAAGGGAAUAAGACUAAUGAUCCUUAAGUUAAUGUAAAAGGUAAAUAAAUUCAUGAAGAUAAGUUGUUGGCUAAAAUAAAUUAAGAUUAAGAUGAUGAAACAGAAAUUUAAAAAUAAGAAACAUUUGAAAAAUAAUAGCAGCUUAUGGCUACUUUAACAUGCAAAAUACAAGGGUUUUAGGAAGAUUUACAAUUAAAAAUUAACAAAAUGAAUAAUAAAGACUAACUCUAAAUGUGUAAUGAUUUAGAAAAAAAAUUACCUGUUGACUUUAAAAUAAAAACAGCUAGAAGUCAAGCAGAAGCAAUAGCAAGUCAUUAUAUGAACAUUCUUAACGAAUAAGAGAAGGUGUAAAAGAAGAAGAAAAAUAAAAAAGUAAAAAGAAAUAAGCUGGAUAUUAUUGAAUAUAGAUUAAAGGGUUAAGUUUGGGCUGUUAUGCAAAUGAAAAGAGAAUUAGCCAAAUUUGAAAUAAAAAAGUAAUUAACACUAAAAAAUGAAAAAUCAAAGCAAGUCAUUCGCUCACUGUCUUCACCUCCAGUUUAGUAAGAAUAAAUCAGCAAUUAAUAAAUGUUAAAAACUAACACAUAAAUUAGAGAAUAAGACUCUAAAUUUCAUAAUAUUUUCGAAAAGAUAAAAAAUUAAAUUAUAUAAAUUCAGUAAGAUAAAUUCAAUCAAAAUAAUGUUUAUAUUCCUGCUUUUUCAGUUUUUCCUUAUACAAAUAAUGCUGAAUAUAUUUUAUCACACCCACUACUGAAUUCUUAAGCUGACAAAACAAGCAUAGCUUUCAAAAGUACAGAUCAUACUUAGCAAGUAAUUGGGAGAGAUUCACUUUAAAGAGAACAAAAAGUAAGAAGCUAAACAGAAGAAACACAUAGCAGAAAAAAGUAAAAUGACAACAAAAAAAACUUAGAUGAGUUAAUGAUAAAAGAAUGGAAUCAAGCCCUUUAAAUUGCCCAAUAAAAAUAAAAUAUAAUUAAUUAAGAAAAUAUUAAUGAUUUGUCUUUAAUAGAGUUUCAAUAACCAUCUUCUUUAAGCAAAUAAAAUUCUAUUCAAAAAGCGGAACCCAGGUUACAAUUAAGCAAAGAUAUUAUAAACGUUUCCAGUGAGGAAGAAGAUAACAUCAAAGAUUAACAAAAAAGUAAUCAUGAUAGAUAAAAUAAUUUAACAAAUGAAGAAUAGAAUUUUAAUUUAUUAAAUAGAACUUAUUAAAAUACUUUUAAGUCAGAACAAAAGAAUAAAUCAUUAGAAACUAACUAAAAGUAAAGAUAACCUAGUGACUGUUUUAGGAAAAAUUUAAUAUCAGAUUAAAAAUAAGGCUCGAAUAUAGUAAAUUAUCAUACUUCUUCUCUAAAUAGAAACAAAUCACAUAAAAGCUAUAACUAAGAGUAGCAAAAAUCUUAAAACAGUUCUUUGAUGAGCAAUGCUAAUUUUAGAAAAAGAAUAUUGAGUUAAUAGUUUACUUAAUAGGAGUAAUUAUAGCAGUAAUUUAAAAGCAUAGAAGAUAAUAUUAAAUAAAACUUUCAGUCAUCGAAUUCAUUUUAAAUACUAAAAAAUUUAUCAAACAAAGAUAUUUUAAAUAAUUAAGUUAAUGAAUAAACUGAAUAAGAAAAGAGAGUAGAUAUACACUAGAUAAAAAAUUUAAACAAUAUAGAAACAUAGAGCACAAUAAAACAGCUAGCAAUGAAUGGAAGUAGAAUUGUAAGAAGCAGUUCUUCAUCGUUAAAUAAUAAAAAUGGUAUUAGUAUUAGCAAGUCUAAUUUAAUAACAAAAAUUAAUAAUAAAAUAAACUAAAUUAAAUAAGAAGAAAGUUAUGCUAACUGCAUUAAUUUAACUAAUAGUUUUUUAACUGCAGAGCAAAACAACAAUAAUAGUAAUUCAUAGUAUCAAAUAACAAAUUACUUUUUAAAUAAAAACUCAAAUCUACAAAAUAUUUAAAAUCAAAAAUAAACAACAAAUAAAGGAGAUAAGAUUGAUGGAGUAAUGAAGGUUAUUAAUGAAAGCUAAUUAAAUUAUUUAAAAAAAAUGAACAUAUAAAACAAGCCAAAUAGUCUAGUUAUAACCAACCAUUAGGGAAAACCCAUUACAUAUAAAUUUAAAUGA
Tetrahymena thermophila SB210 is the source of this 5148-nucleotide messenger RNA. Its product is annotated as cyclic nucleotide-binding domain protein. The transcript is spliced from 3 exons. NCBI's taxonomy places the organism in Eukaryota, Ciliophora, Oligohymenophorea, Hymenostomatida, Tetrahymenidae. The record is from RefSeq and is a predicted model, not a curated record.